ACGCCAGGAUGGGUUCCAACGCACAAGAUGCCGAGGCGCUCGUGCACUCUGACGACCCAAACCACCCAGCGAACCAUAUUUGCACACUCUGUGCAAAGUUCUACAAUUUGGGAUGGGUGACAGGCACAGGUGGAGGAACGAGCAUACGCCAUGAAGACAAGAUAUACAUUGCGCCCAGUGGUGUGCAAAAGGAACUCAUGAAGCCUACCGACAUGUUCGUCAUGGACUUCAACACCAAGGAAUACCUGAGAAGACCACAGGUGCUCAAACCCUCGGCUUGCACGCCCCUCUUCAUGGCAGCCUUCGAACGCGGAGCCGGCUGCUGCAUCCACACCCACUCGCAAUGGGCCGUCCUCGUUACUCUCCUCGUCGAGCGCCAAUCCGGCAAGGACGCCUGUUUCGAGAUUGAAGAAAUUGAGCAGAUCAAGGGAAUACCAAAGGGCCGGGGGAAGCAGGGCAACCUAGGUUACUACGACCGUCUGCGCAUUCCCAUUAUCGAGAAUACCGCACACGAGGAGGAUCUGAGGGAGAGCCUGGAAGAGGCCAUGGAAAAGUACCCGGAUUCUUACGCGAUUCUGGUGAGGAGACAUGGUAUCUAUGUUUGGGGUGAUAACGUGCACAAGGCCAAGACGCAGUGCGAAAGUAUCGAUUACAUCUUGCAGUUGGCGGUCGAGAUGCAUAAGUUAGGUUUGCCAUGGACAAAGUAAAGUGGUUUAUCUGGGCAUCUUUACGGCUUGAAAAGAGUAAGAGUAUAUAUCUACCAUGCCAUCGCUCACUG
This is a messenger RNA of Exserohilum turcica Et28A, 778 nucleotides long. RefSeq lists its product as uncharacterized. The transcript is spliced from 3 exons. Gene Ontology annotation, cellular component: cytoplasm. NCBI's taxonomy places the organism in Eukaryota, Fungi, Ascomycota, Dothideomycetes, Pleosporales, Pleosporaceae. Gene Ontology annotation, molecular function: metal ion binding; methylthioribulose 1-phosphate dehydratase activity. Bases 9 to 707 code for a protein of 232 amino acids. The record is from RefSeq and is a predicted model, not a curated record.